Molecule: messenger RNA, 579 nt
Organism: Paramuricea clavata
Lineage: Eukaryota; Metazoa; Cnidaria; Anthozoa; Malacalcyonacea; Plexauridae
Source: the annotation of a GenBank genome assembly
AUGAAGUGCUUUCAUCGCGAACCCGCUGCUCAUUCGACAACUCAGAACGGUUCAUUUUGGUUUUGUGGUCAAAACCCUACCUGCAAUUUCUUCUGUGCAGAAGAUGAAGACCAUUUGUAUGAAAAAGCUAUAACUGCAUGGAGAGCUACGAAUCAGCCUCAUCCUCGGUGCGAUGAACAUCAUAAGCUUGCGAAAAUGUGUGUGGUAAAAGAUUUGAUGAAAGUGAAUUAUGGAAGACCGUUCUUCGUGUGUGGAGAAAAGACGAAGCCUUGUUCCUUUUGGAUGUGGGGUGAUGUGCAGCCAUUAGCGAAACCGGAAUGUCGCCAUGGAUUACCGUGUGUGGUCUGUAAGGUGAAAAAAGAAGGUCUUAACAAAGAUCGAUUGUUCUUUAGUUGUCCUAAUGACAAGGAGAGUUCGUGUAGGUUUUUCGAGUGGGCACCUGACGAACAAUUGGGAUUUUUUCAAUCCGUGAACCUAUCACUUUUUUCUAAUGGUCCACUAGAGGGACAGAGUUGCAAUAAGAACAGUUAUUUAACAACUAAAUUCAUGCAUGAUUUUGCAAACGAGUUAAAGUUGUAG